Monosiga brevicollis MX1 is the source of this 1494-nucleotide messenger RNA. RefSeq lists its product as uncharacterized. Gene Ontology annotation, biological process: translational initiation. Lineage: Eukaryota; Choanoflagellata; Craspedida; Salpingoecidae. Gene Ontology annotation, cellular component: cytosolic small ribosomal subunit. The transcript is spliced from 8 exons. The annotation marks the transcript as partial. Gene Ontology annotation, molecular function: translation initiation factor activity; protein binding; ribosome binding. The record is from RefSeq and is a predicted model, not a curated record.
AUGGCGGCGGCUGGACCUGAGAUCGUGCUGGCUGCGCGCAGUUCAGAUGGAAUCAGCCUGACCCCUGGCGUCGAGGGUAGUCCCAGCUUCCUAACCAAGCACAAUGACUGCAAGUGCAUGACCUUUAGCCAGGCCGGCGAUAUUCUGGCUUGGUGUGAUGGAACAAACGUGCUGGUGCACCAAGUUUCGACAGGCGUCAAGCUGUGCGAGAUUCCUCGCCCGCGCACCGUGGACCUCGUCCUGUCCCCGCGCCAAACCUACAUUGCUCUGUGGGAAAACUAUGCCGUGCGCGAUGACAAGGGCGAGGACAACUUCACCGUGUUUCGUAUCAAGGAUGGCCAACUCCUGACCUCAUGUGUGGCCAAGGCCUACAGCAACUGGAAGCCACAAUGGACUGCCGACGAGCGCCUCUUUGUUCGCAUGACUACCAACACCCUCUAUUGCCACCCGGGUGAUAAUCCAUCUGCUCCGCCAGGCGAAGGGGUGCUGCGCUUUGCAGCCUUCCAACCUGGUAAGAAGGGUGCGCCCUCGGCCGCCCGCGUGUAUUCCGAGCCCAACUUUCAGAAUCCCAUUGCCAACAAGAGCUUCUACAAGGCCGAUAAAGUCGACUUUUACUGGAACAAGUCAGGCUCGGCCGUCCUUGUCAGCACCCAGACAGACACCGAUACUUCGGGCAAAUCUUACUACGGCGAGACCAAUCUCUAUUACAUCAACUCACGAGAUGGUGACUCGAUGACCGUGAGCCUCGACAAGGGUGGCCCGAUUCACGAUUGUCACUGGGCGCCAAAUGGCAAAGAGUUUGCGGUGUGCUUUGGCGUCAUUCCCUCGAAAGUGUGCCUGUUCAACCACCGUUGCGAUGUCAUCAAGGACUACGGCACUGGCCCACGCAAUUUUCUUCGUUACUCGCCCCACGGCAACAUUCUAUGCAUUGCUGGCUUUGGCAAUCUCCAGGGUGAUUUGGAGUUUUGGAGCCGCGAGGACCACAAGCUCAUGACACGGGCCAAGGCGUGGGAUACCACAUACUUUGAGUGGGCUCCCGACUCACGACACGUCAUCACCGCAACUACAGCGCCACGACUCAAGGUGGACAACGGCUACAAAAUUUGGCACUAUGCCAAGGGUUUGGUCAACGAGGUCAAGUUUGACAAAGAGCUGUACCAAGUCCAGUGGCAGCCAGCGCCAGAGGGCAAGUUUCCCAAGCGCUCCCUCUCCCCCAUUUCUGACACGGCCCGCAAGGCUACCGAGUCAAGCGCUAAGAAACAGGUUUAUCGACCACCCGGGGCGCGCAACCGCCCGGCUCCUCCCAAGCUUCACGACGAGCCCAAGGCUGCGGCUGACACUGCCAACCUCAGCAAGACAGCUCUGAAAAAUGCCAAGAAGAGGGCAGCCAAGAAGAAAGCGGCGGAGGAGGCCACCGCUGCUCCGGCUGCUGCUCCAGCGCCGACUGCUUCUGCUUCUGCUGCGCCCGAAGCACAGGCCGACACCAGCAAGAAG